GCCAGUUCCCACAUGCUUGUGAAAAAUCGUACUGAGCUUUCAAACAAGAUUGCGGGUGCUGUGAGGAGGGAAGAGGGCAGUUAUCUCACAUGUUUAUGUGGUUCUGACUAUGCUGCUGCUGGUAGCACUGGGCAUAGUCAUUUCUUCCACCAUGGUCAAUGCUGAGGAGGCUGAGGAAACGGGCCACAAACCACCAGUGCCACUACUCAACUACAGCAGCCUGUCCUUGCCGCCAGAACAUAUACCCUACUUCCUCUACAACAACAAGAGAGUGGCCAAGCUGUGCCGUCUGGACCCACUCUGCCCUUUUAAAGAUGCCUUGUUGGAUUUGUCUGGCUGUUGGGGUUAUGAGAAGAACUGUGAUUUAGAGAAGCAGCUUAGUUAUCCUGUCUGCACCAAAGUUGACUCUGGAUGGGCCCGCUCAGUGGAAGCAGCCCAGGCACUGUUCUGGAAGCAGGGUGACUUUGGCUACAUCAAAGAGCGCCUCUCUGAGAUGAAGACUCUGUGCAAGGCCACCAAGCCUGGAGACUCCUCAUUGAGAUGCAGCAGCCACCUUCGGUUCUGUAAGGCUACCAACCUUUAUUUGAACUUGCGGAACCCUCGGAGAAGUCACGAAAGAUAUAAGGAAGACUUUAUUCAAACGGGGGAGAUUGGUGGCCAUUGCAGUCUAAACAAGAGAGCGCUGGCUACUGAAGGAAACCACAAGAGUCCACUGCAAUCUUGGUAUGCUGAACUGCAAACAUACACAGAAUUGGACUACCAUCCUAUAGAAGAUGGACACUGUGACCUCAUCAUCGAAAAACCCACUGUUUUCAUGAAACUCGAUGCUGGAGUGAACAUGUACCACCACUUCUGCGAUUUUGUUAACCUAUACAUGUCCCAGCACAUCAACAACUCUUUCAGUUCAGACAUCAACAUUCUCAUGUGGGACACAAGUUUUUAUGGUUAUGGAGAUCUCUUUAGUGAGACAUGGAAGGCCUUCUCGGAUAAUGACAUUAUCCACCUGAAAACCUAUGACUCUAAGAGAGUGUGUUUCAAAGAUGUCUUCUUCUCGCUUCUUCCAAGGAUGAGAUAUGGCCUGUUUUACAACACUCCUCUGAUCUCAGACUGCCACAGUGAAGGGAUGUUCAGGGCUUUCUCCCAGCACAUACUCCAUAGACUCAGGAUUCAACAGGAAGGACCCAAGGAGGGGCGUGUACGUGUCACCUUGCUGGCACGCAGCACAGAAUACAGAAGGAUAUUAAAUCAAGUAGAGCUGGUUAAUGCCCUGAAGACCGUGCCUCUACUGGAGGUCAAUGUGGUGGACUACAAAUACAAGGAUGUUCCGUUCUUGGAACAGUUGAAGAUAACCCACAACUCUGACAUCUUCAUAGGGAUGCAUGGGGCAGGCCUUACGCACCUCCUCUUCCUCCCUGACUGGGCUGUCAUUUUUGAGUUAUAUAAUUGUCAGGAUGAGAGCUGCUAUCGGGAUUUGGCUCGGCUGCGAGGCAUCCGAUACGUGACUUGGCAGAAAAUGGACAAAGUGCUCCCACAGGACAAGGGUCAUCACCCCACACUGGGGGACCAUCCUAAGUUCACCAACUACUCCUUCAAGGUAGAGGAGUUCAUGCGACUAGUGCUGGAGGCAGCUGACUAUGUCACACAGCACCCCAAAUGGCAGCACAGACCCCACCACGAUGAGCUCUAGAGGCUCAAAAAGGGGACGAGGACAGACGUCUUCCCGUUAGGAAGUUCAAGGCCACCAUUCACAAACCUGAGAAUGCUGUUUUUUGUGAUCAAAACAAGUAUGGACAUUGGAGCGACGAGAUGUUUGUGUUUUAUUUAUUCUGUAUGUUUUUGCAACUGCUGGUGUGUCCCGGUGGCCCAGCAAAGUGUCUGUCUCCUCUUCUCCCUCCCCCUCCCCCCACACUUUCAUGAUUGGCCAGGAUAAGGGAUCAUUCACCAGUCCCAUUACUGUCAGAUCAGUCUAAGGACAAGAUGCAAGUAGUCAAAGCAUCUGGAGAGCAGUGUGACACACUAUGUUUCUUCAUUAACUCUACGGUGUCUGCUUCACUCCGUGAUGACAAAGUUAGCUAAUGGGCAACUGUCAGUGUGGCUCUUCAGAUGCGACAUCCCGACACAUUUGAUCUGUGUCAACUUGACAUGAACUGCUUUCUGUGCUGUUGCCACUCGCAUAUGAGUUUGUUAGCACCUUCAGCCUGCACUGGUCCCACAUGAUUUAUGCAAAGAAACUUGCAUUUAGCUAAGAAUUUGAUAACGGUUCUGUGUGAGGAGGAAUUAACAUGAAUUCAGGAAGUUCAUCAAGUUUUAUGUUGUACUUGUCGCAGACCAUUUUCACUCCAGAACAAGGCGAAAUAGAACAACGUAAAGCACUUCUGAUACCACGGGACAUGUUUUCUGAUGUGUUACUGUGUGUGCGUGGGCAUGGAUGUGUUUCUGUAUGUAUGUGUGAGUGUGUUUGUCCUCACUCAAUUAUUAGUACCUGAAAUUCAUUACCACACUUUAGUGUGAUCAUAUCACUAAUUGAAAACUGUGUUGAUUUUCCAGACAUAAAAAGCCCAGACUUUUACACUCCGCAGUCAGUACCUGAAUGUAUUGUAUGCUUUUCUGAAAUAUUAAUUGUUUGAUAGAGAAUGACAUCAGUGAAUGUCUUUUAAAGAAAAGAAUGCACAUAUCGAAGGACCUCACCGCUCAAAAAGGAGGUGUUCAGUAUGGCAUCCAUGACUUGUGGUGAGGUUACUCCACCAACUGUUAUCUUUUUAAAAGACUUGUUUAAUAUGUCUGCCUUUUUUUCUUUUCUUUUUUUUUUUUUUUACUGCAAACUGAUCUGAGUAGGAAUGAGUACAAAUUGCAUGCAAUCUGAUGCAACACACAGGAGUAAUUUAUGAGAUCAGAGGAUCAUUUCUCGUUUCUAGGCUUCUCUAUGAGCUUAAUGUUUUAUUUAUCA
Molecule: messenger RNA, 2947 nt
Organism: Lampris incognitus (smalleye Pacific opah)
Lineage: Eukaryota; Metazoa; Chordata; Actinopteri; Lampriformes; Lampridae
Gene: eogt
Product: EGF domain-specific O-linked N-acetylglucosamine (GlcNAc) transferase
Exons: 16
Coding region: 110-1687 (525 amino acids)
Cellular component (GO): endoplasmic reticulum lumen
Molecular function (GO): protein N-acetylglucosaminyltransferase activity
Source: RefSeq, a predicted model, not a curated record